UGCUUGACAGAGGUGCACGGCAGCGAGAUUAUGCAUCUAAUGAGGAUAGAUCUCUAAUAUACACCAUCUAUGCCUAAGGAACGCCGAAAUACGCGACGAAAUAUGGGGUUCUCGAUCCAGGAGAGCUAUAUCGGCAUGUGAAGGAGGGAUCAUCUGCCUAGAUCCGCUUGGUGUGUGGGAACCUCCGAGCUUCAAAGCAACCACAAAGAUGCCGAGGUUCCAAAUUCAUAGCGUCCUUGCCGAGCACCGCGACCGUCCAUUUACUCCCCCAGAUCUAAAGGCUUCUUCAACUCUGUUCUCCCCCAGACUUUCCCCUCAUACUUAAACUUACCACUGACCUCCCUAAGUCUUCCUUGAACUUUGAAUACUUUGUCUAUCCUCCUCUCCUCCCCUCUUCUCCCUUCCUCCUCAAUACUACUGAAACAUUCUGUGCGGAGGCACCACGUCAUUACAUUCUCUGUGCUUUGAUUUUCCCUUUCCUUUUUGUUGUAAUUAUACCCGUACAAGAUGUCUGAGCUGCGCUUCGACAACCAAACCGUCGUUGUGACGGGAGCCGGCGGUGGUCUCGGUAAGGCCUAUGCUACCUUCUUUGCCUCGAGGGGCGCAAACGUCGUUGUGAACGACUUGGGUGGUUCUCACUCUGGUGAAGGCCAGUCGUCAAAGGCUGCUGAUGUGGUCGUCGAGGAGAUCCGCGCUGCUGGAGGCAAGGCAGUCGCCAACUACGACAGCGUUGAGAACGGCGAAGCUAUUAUUGAUACCGCCAUCAAGAACUUCGGCCGCGUUGAUGUCCUCAUUAACAACGCCGGUAUUCUCCGGGAUGUCAGCUUUAAGAACAUGAAGGACCAGGACUGGGACCUUAUCACCAAAGUUCACACCUAUGGUGCAUACAAGUGCGCAAGAGCCGCAUGGCCUCAUUUCCGGAAACAGAAGUACGGCCGUGUCAUUAACACUGCCUCGGCUGCUGGCCUCUUCGGUAACUUUGGCCAGGCCAACUACUCUGCCGCGAAGCUCGGUCAGGUCGGUUUCACCGAGACCCUCGCCAAGGAGGGCGCCAAGUACAACAUCAUUGCCAACGUCAUUGCACCUAUCGCCGCUAGCCGCAUGACUGCCACCAUUAUGCCCCAGGAUGUUCUGGACCUUCUCAAGCCCGAAUGGGUUGUUCCCUUGGUGGCCGCUUUGGUGCACCCCUCUAACACAACCGAGACCGGUGGAAUCUACGAAGUCGGUGGUGGCCACGCUGCCAAGCUGCGCUGGGAGCGUGCCAAGGGUGCUCUGCUCAAGACCGACGACUCCUUGACCCCCGGUGCUAUCGCUAGGAAGUGGAACGAUGUCAACGACUUCUCUCAGCCCGAGUACCCUACUGGCCCGGCUGACUUCAUGACCCUCUUGGAGCAGGGCCUGAAGACCCCCAGCGCCCCGUCUGGCGAGGAGCCUGACUUCAAGGGCAAGGUUGCUCUUGUCACUGGUGGUGGUAACGGUCUCGGACGCGCGUACUGUCUGCUCUUUGCCAAGUAUGGCGCCUCUGUGGUGGUGAACGAUCUGGUCGACCCUGAGCCUGUUGUGCAGGAAAUUAAGAAGAUGGGUGGAAAGGCUGUCGGUAACAAGGCUUCCUGCGAAGAUGGCGCCGCCGUUGUUAAGACUGCCAUCGAUGCUUUCGGACGUAUUGAUAUUCUGAUCAACAACGCCGGUAUCCUGCGUGACAAGGCCUUCACCAACAUGAACGACGACCUGUGGAACCCUGUUAUCAAUGUCCACCUCCGUGGUACCUACAAGGUUACCCAGGCCGCCUGGCCUUACAUGCUUAAGCAGAAGUAUGGCCGUAUCGUCAACACUGCAAGCACCAGCGGUAUCUACGGUAACUUCGGCCAGGCCAACUACGCCGCGGCGAAGCUUGGCAUCCUCGGUUUCUCCCGUACCCUCGCCAUCGAGGGCGCCAAGUACAACAUCAAGGUCAACACCAUCGCUCCUAACGCCGGUACCAACAUGACCCGUACUAUCAUGCCCGAGGAGAUGGUCCAGGCCUUCAAGCCUGACUACGUUGCUCCUCUCGUGGUUCUUCUUUCCUCGGACCUUGUCCCUGGAACCGGUACCAAGGGUCUGUACGAGUGCGGCAGCGGCUGGUUCUCUAACACUCGCUGGCAGCGCUCUGGUGGUCACGGUUUCCCUGUGGACGUCAAGUUGACCCCCGAGGAGGUUGUGAAGAACUGGAACAAGAUCACCAACUUCGACGACGGCCGCGCGGACCACCCCGAGGACAGCCAGGCUGGUUCUGAGAAGGUCAUGGCCAACAUGGGCAACCGCAGUGAUGCCUCCGAGGGUGGCAACGACAUCUUGGCCAACAUUGAGAAGGCCAAGCAGGCGACCACCGACGGCACUGCUUUUGAGUACUCCGACCGGGAUGUCAUUCUCUACAACCUCAGCCUGGGUGCUAAGCGCACCGACCUGCCUUUCGUGUACGAGAACAAUGAGCACUUCCAGGCCAUUCCCACCUUCGGUGUGAUCCCUUGGUUCAACACCACCGUGCCUUACAACAUGGACGACAUUGUGAAGAACUUCUCCCCCAUGAUGCUGCUGCACGGUGAACAGUACAUGGAGAUCCGCAAAUUCCCCAUCCCCACCGAGGCCAAGACCCUGACCUUCCCCAAGCUCAUUGACGUCGUUGACAAGGGUGCCGCUGCUCUCGUCGUUGCCGGUUUCACCACCAAGGACGCGAAGACUGGAGAGGACCUCUUCUACAACGAGUCCACCGUUUUCAUCCGUGGCAGUGGCGGCUUCGGCGGAUCCCCCAAGCCCACCGCUGCCCGCCCCAAGGGAGCCACCGCGGCGUACAAGACUCCUCAGCGCAAGCCGGAUGCUGUUGUCGAGGAGAAGACCUCCGAGGAUCAGGCUGCCCUCUACCGUCUCAACGGCGACCGCAACCCUCUUCACAUUGACCCUGAGUUCAGCAAGGUCGGUGGCUUCAAGACUCCUAUCCUGCACGGUCUGUGCUCCCUGGGUGUCUCUGGUAAGCACGUGUACAGCAAGUUCGGUGCCUACAAGAACAUCAAGGUUCGCUUUGCCGGUGUCGUCCUGCCCGGUCAGACUCUGAGGACCGAGAUGUGGAAGGAGGGCAACACCGUCCUGUUCCAGACCACUGUUGUGGAGACUGGCAAGCCCGCCAUUAGCGGCGCCGGUGUUGAGCUGUUGGACGGAGCCAAGGCCAAACUGUAAAUUAUAAUUAAACCGACUACUUUUUGCGUGAUGGCGAAAUGAUGGGAUUAAA
Molecule: messenger RNA, 3262 nt
Organism: Aspergillus pseudonomiae
Lineage: Eukaryota; Fungi; Ascomycota; Eurotiomycetes; Eurotiales; Aspergillaceae
Gene: mfp
Product: putative peroxisomal multifunctional beta-oxidation protein (MFP)
Exons: 5
Coding region: 508-3210 (900 amino acids)
Molecular function (GO): oxidoreductase activity
Source: RefSeq, a predicted model, not a curated record